Molecule: messenger RNA, 676 nt
Organism: Carassius carassius (crucian carp)
Lineage: Eukaryota; Metazoa; Chordata; Actinopteri; Cypriniformes; Cyprinidae
Product: dynein light chain roadblock-type 1-like
Exons: 4
Coding region: 121-411 (96 amino acids)
Biological process (GO): microtubule-based movement
Cellular component (GO): cytoplasm; cytoplasmic dynein complex; centrosome
Molecular function (GO): dynein intermediate chain binding
Source: RefSeq, a predicted model, not a curated record
UUCAUCCAGUCCAGCAGAGGGCAGUAACGAGUGACCGACCAUUCAAACUAGAUACUUCUAGUUCCGUUCCGUAGCUUGCAGCAUCAAUCUAAGCAAAGAAAAAUACGACUUACCAUCACAAUGGCUGAGGUGGAAGAGACGAUCAAAAGGAUUCAGAGUCAGAAAGGAGUACAAGGAAUCAUCAUUGUUAAUGCAGAAGGCAUCCCUAUCAAAAGCACUCUUGACAACUCAAGCACAGUUCAGUACGCUGGUAAUGUCCACCAGCUGCUCAUGAAAGCUCGGGGAAUGGUGAGGGACAUCGACCCUCAAAAUGAUCUCACCUUUCUCAGAGUCCGAUCAAAGAAGAAUGAGAUUAUGAUUGCCCCAGACAAGGACUAUUUCCUGAUCGUCAUUCAAAAUCCUACGGAGUAGCCCCUGGAUUCUUCAUAGUUGCCGAAAGUGUUUCAAUUCAUGUUCUAGGAAAGUGAAGUUCUUGCUUAUUGCAAUAGUCAGUUUGUACUGCUGUUGCUUAUCAUUCCAAUAAUAUGCUCUUUAUUUGUAAUUUAUUGUUUUCUCAUAUUGUCUCUUUUGCAACUUCAGCUGUUCAUCAUCUGUAAGCAUCAACAUGACACUAUGACACACUCUACUUGUUUGUGUUUGCUAAAAGGACAAUAAAACAACAAUGCCUUUCCUUUCA